AGGAUGUACCCAUGGAAUAAGUGCCCUGUGCCCUUAGGGUUAUUGUGAUUGUACCAAGCUCUGUUCGUGCCCAGCUAGGAUGAGGACUGCUCUGGUACUGGUCACUUCAGGGCUUCUCCUGGUGAUAGGGGGUGUCUUCUGGAUAAGGAAAGAUCCUCAUCCUGUUGAACAACCUGGGCACCCCCAUCCACGACCUCCCAGGGCACUGCGCCUGCCUGCGCUUGCCCCGCAGACUCCACCGGUCACCGAGGGCCACUCCAGUGCCCAGGGGUUAUUUCCAGGGCACACGAACCCAGAGAACCGUUCACAGCCCAGCUUUUCCCUGGAGCAGGGCAUCUACUGGCCACGGGCACUGGAGAGGGCAUUGCCUCAAGGCUUUACGGAUGAAUACUCUCAACGUUGGCAGCAAUUUGCCCGCACUGCCAGCGUGGUGGCCCUGGAGAGAGGCUGUGGGCGCAGCACCAACCGGCUUGCAACCUUAUCAGAUGGCAGCAAAGCCUGCGUACGGUAUGGCAUCAACCCUGAACAGAUCCAGGGAGAAGUCCUCUCCUUCUACCUAUCUCGACUGCUGGGGCUGCCAGCUGUGCCACCCUGCAUCCUCUCCAAAGUGGGCAGCAUGCAAUGGGCACCGGUGCUAGCUGAGUUGGGGGGCACAGGCUGGGUAGCAGGAUCCUUUGUCACGAUGACCCCUUGGCUGCAUAACCUCAGCUCAGUCCUGCCACCCCUUGCCCUGCGAGCUGAGGAUGGCAAACUGCGCCCUUUGCUGGAGGAAUUACACUCAGGAUACACUGGAAUGGUCGAGCUGGCACAAUGGGGCGACUUGAUUGUCUUUGACUACCUGACCGCCAACUUUGACAGGCUGGUGAGUAAUCUUUUCAGCCUCCAGUGGGAUGCUCGGGUCAUGUUGCGCGGAACUAACAACCUCCAUCGAUCACCAGAUGGCACCUUGGUUUUGCUGGAUAACGAGGCCGGACUGGCACAUGGUUACAGGGUUCGGGACACCUGGGACAAGUACAACAAAGAGCUGCUGGCUACAGUGUGCCUGUUCCGCAGGGGCAUGGUGCGGAAACUGCGGGAGCUUUACUUAGGGCAACGCACCGCGGAGGAGCUGCACUCAUUGUACUUGGCUGGUGAACCGCUGGCCGCGGAACUCGGCUUAUUAACUGAGUCGGAGGCACAGGUCUUACAAGACAGAGUGGGACUUCUAUAUAGACACAUACAGAGCUGCCAGGACAGGUACAGCUGAUAAAUGUGGAUCUAGAACCUAAGGGUCACAUUUGUCAAGGACAACUUUCUUGUAGGACACUGCCACCAAAAGCAGAGAAAGUUUAAAAAUCUCGUUUUUUUUAAUAUAAAAGUUUACUAACUGUGUUAUCUGUAAAGAGAUGCUUGUACUA
Messenger RNA from Nanorana parkeri, 1397 nucleotides. RefSeq names its product four jointed box 1 (gene FJX1). Gene Ontology annotation, biological process: cell-cell signaling. The record is from RefSeq and is a predicted model, not a curated record. The transcript has a single exon. Bases 80 to 1246 code for a protein of 388 amino acids. Lineage: Eukaryota; Metazoa; Chordata; Amphibia; Anura; Dicroglossidae.